Molecule: messenger RNA, 1200 nt
Organism: Dothidotthia symphoricarpi CBS 119687
Lineage: Eukaryota; Fungi; Ascomycota; Dothideomycetes; Pleosporales; Dothidotthiaceae
Exons: 2
Coding region: 1-1200 (399 amino acids)
Biological process (GO): regulation of transcription by RNA polymerase II
Molecular function (GO): DNA-binding transcription activator activity, RNA polymerase II-specific; zinc ion binding
Source: RefSeq, a predicted model, not a curated record
AUGACCGAACCAGACCAACGCGUCGGAAAGCGCAAAACGCAUACAAAGUCGCGUCGCGGCUGUUUCCAGUGCAAACAACGUCACACCAAAUGCAAUGAGGCACGUCCCCGCUGUGCCAACUGUGUUCGUCUUGAUGUACAAUGCACAUGGCCACCAAUACCAGACAGCUAUCCGCCCUCACCACGAUCAAACCCAGGCAGCCAUAUCUCUGUCAGUAGUCCCGAGACAACACAGCAUGUAGACAGUUUCGAUCUUUCUAUCCCGGAUAUGCGUUUACUACAUCAUUGGACAUCGAAGUGUUACCAAUCAUUGCAUCCCGAUGUUCCCAUGAAACAUGAUCUCUGGCAAAAUCAAAUGGUCGAGCUAGGUUUUGAGCAUCCUUUUCUGCUCCAUGGCCUGCUUGCCUUGUCUGCUGUUCACAAAGCUGCUAGUGCACCGCCCGGCGACAGGCAGAGUCUCCUUCUCCAGGCCGAUUCGCACAUGAGUCGAGCUUUGGAGACGCAUAGAAGACUUCUCGAAGAGCCGACUGUGGCGACAGCCGUUCCUAUGUUCUCAUUGUCGUCGACUCUGGUCACCUACAACCUUGCCUCAGCACAGCUAGAGAAACCGGAAGAUCCGAUUGGCUCUCUUCACCACUGCUUCAUGUUGCUUCAAGGUGUCAAAGUAGUGCUCGAUCCGCAAUGGGAUCAGAUUGGAUCCACUACUGUGUUUGCUGAGAUGUCCGCAAUGGUCUUGGGUGAUGAAACGUUGAAAUCUGUGGACGACCGAGCCAAGGGAUAUGAGGUUCCGGAAAUUUUACGUCUGAACGAGUUGACCGAACUUCUUCUUAAUUCCGAAGACAAGAGAGCAUGCACAAGUGCCACCAGCGAGCUCCACGCGACUGCUUUACGCUUUCGACAUAUGCCUCCACAGAGUGACUGCUAUUCUCUUCUUUUGCGCUGGGGAUGGAACCUGCCAGAACGUUUCAUGAAGCUCCUAUCCUCACACAACCCUGUCGCCUGUAUUAUCACUGCUUAUUUUGCUGCACUGUUGGCGCAGGGAUACCCAAUCUGGUGGAUCGCCGAAUGGCCGCAACGUAUUCUCUACGCAACCGAGCAGCUAUUGGCGACAACAGCGGAGUUGUCUAGAUGGCUUGAUUGGCCGCGACACAUGAUAAACACUAGGAGCUGGAGCACAACCACUACCCCCUUGUCUUCAUGA